Messenger RNA from Daphnia magna, 3981 nucleotides. RefSeq names its product centrosomal protein of 97 kDa (gene Cep97). NCBI's taxonomy places the organism in Eukaryota, Metazoa, Arthropoda, Branchiopoda, Diplostraca, Daphniidae. Gene Ontology annotation, molecular function: protein binding. The coding region runs from base 138 to 1862 and encodes 574 amino acids. The transcript has 4 exons. The record is from RefSeq and is a predicted model, not a curated record.
AGUUGAAAAUUUUAGAAAAAUAGCACAAUUUAGCUAGGAUAGUUUUCAAGAUUUAAAGUUUGAUUCGUAUAUGAAAUUAUUUAUUCAUUAAUCUGGAUGACAGCAGCAGUGGGACAUUCCAUCCAAACAACAAUACGAUGGCGUCUGCCGUUGAUAGUCCAGAGGUGCUGAACCUGACACGCCAGCACUUGAAAAAGGUUGAACCUGCGCCAGGAAACCUCCAUUACUCUAGCCUGCUACUGGAUCACAACGACAUUGCUAGGUUGGAAAAUGUUGAGACUUAUUGCAGCCUCAUCAAGUUUUCAGCAUCUCACAAUCAGUUAGUCAGAAUGUAUGGUGUCGCUAGGCUGUACAGCCUAAGAGUGCUGAAUCUAUCGCACAACAGCAUUGUCUCGAUAGAAGGUUUGAAGGACAUGAAGUACCUCUCCCACCUGAACCUUGCGGGUAACAACAUCAAAAGCAUAGAGCACCUCAACGCCAACUUGCUGCUGGAGCACCUCGACCUGUCUGACAAUGCCAUUACGACGAUACCUGACCUGUCCAGCAUGAAGCUUCUUCGUCGGCUACACUUGCAAUCGAAUCGCAUCAAGACACUGCAGUUUUGCGACAAAUUUCUACCAACCAGCCUAACGACCCUGACGUUGGCGGAAAAUUGCUUGACGGACGUGAAUGAAGUGUCCCGGCUGGCCCACCUAGUCUACUUAGAAGUGUUUAGUAUGGCCGGCAAUCCGUGCUGCUCAUCUGGCGAUGUUUACCGGCCGUUCCUGCUCAAUUGGCUACCGGGCUUGAAAAUCCUGGACGAAACGCUGGUCAGCGCCAAGGAGAGUUUGGUGGCCGAAUGGCUCUUUUCACUGGGCAGAGGCCGCCAGUUCAAAAUUGGCCAGCACGACGAGUUAAUGGCUUAUUUGAUCUCAAUCCGGCCAGAAAUCGGAGGCUUAACGAACGGAUCUCAGUCGGACUUGGAAGGCAGCUCCGGCAAACUCGAUAAAAUACUCAAUUUGGCCCGUCAGAAUCAUUGCGAUUUACAGCUGGCCGUCUCUGCCACUUCUUCGCCAACGCCCACGCGACGGUCGGUCCCGUCCCCGGCGGUCAAGAAAACGGUCCCACUUCGAAAACAAACUUCUCCUCCCAAAGACAAUACAUCGGCGAAAGCCAACAGGGCGGCCAAGUCGACUUAUGAAGACGACUUGAGCUUAGAGCCUAUGCCGGCCUUAAUGUACACAAGUUUGGACCCUUCGUCAACGAACUUGGCCCUCGAAAGAAGUUGCAGCGUCACUUUAAUGCCCGGCAAUCGUCCCGCGCGUCCCGUUUCUGCCCAGCAUUUCGGCACGGAGGACGAAGAAGGGCUGGAACUGGCCGGACAGCCGAGUCUGCGCAGAGCGGCCUCGGCUUCCCAGCAAACACGUAAGCCGGUGUACAACCGGUCGACGUCGCACCAGCCUCGCAAUACCAAGCCCGUCUCUAAAUUACCGACGAGAAAGAGCAUGGCGGAAAGAAGCGGCCCAAUGUCGGUUCCAUCACACGUGACGUCCGCCCCGAAAUUGUCUGAAGCUCAGGCCGCCGUGGCCAUCCAGAAAGUGUGGCGAGGAUAUCAAACGCGCAACUUAAACCCAGUCGUCGUCCGUCUGAAGGAUCACGUUCGAUUGAGCCGGACGGAGGAGCACACGUCUGAGCUCAUUGUAGACGUACUCGCCAUCGUUAGCCCCAACAUCGCAGAUCGGAGACCCACCCGCUUCUCUGACGGGCUGAACACAGAAUUGAUCGACGAGCCGGCCCUCAAUGAUAAUCGGCAUUUUACCAUUCGUAUAAAACGGAAACAGAGCAACGUGAUAGUCUUUCAAAUGGAAGGCGUAAUCAGCUGAUAGUUUGGACUUUGCGCGAGAUGGCAAUAACGUUCCGUUAGUGUGAACAGCAACGAUCCAGCGCAUCGGGGGAGGAUAGAGAGUGGACAAAACUAUGGCCACUUGAUCGGCAAGUUGUUCAGUCGACGUUACAUUUUUCGCUGUUUCGAUUUAAUUGGCGCUUGAGGCAAUCACUGACCAGCUGGAUAUUACGAGCCGUUAUUUUCACGUUUCGUUCUCUGACGGCUGUUGUUCUACGAUUCCAUUCCCUGAUUGAACGUGAAAAAAACGUUGGAAUUAAUUUCUAAAUAGUUUGAUGGUUUUAAGUGAAUCUUACACUCGAGACAUUUGUCCUAAACGAGAGAAAUGAUCGACAGCCAUCGUUCCAUUCGUAAUCAAAUCUUUGUACCGGUCGAAUUUAUGCCACAUCUCGGUGACGUUACACUAUUCAAUCAAUACAAUAAACAAUUAAGAAUAAAAUUAAAUGAUUAAGAAUUGGAUUUAGUUUUCAAAAUGUCAAACACCUUCUUCUUUUCUUGAAUGUUACCCGAUAAAUCAGAUCCAGUUACUGGCUGACCCAGCAAUCCUUCCAUCAGUAACACAAUCUCGCCAUUGAGAAGCCGGGCACGUUCAAGCCACAACAGUUUCUGCAACUCUGAAAUUCCGUUGGCCGAGACAUGUUGCACAACGGCCACAUCAAACAAAGCCCUCGAGAUGGCGUCUUCUGCUUUCUUGUAUUGGCUUCCCUCAUCGGGUCGGAUGAGAUCUUCCAAUCGCUUGACACCGUCCAGCAGAUCUUCCUUCCGUCGUCGGUUGCGGUAAGAUCCAGUCUUCGAUCGCAUCCAUGAUGGAGAAUGAUCCAUCCAACAAGGCUAAUGUCAUCUCCACCCGAUGAACAAUAUCAGACCAGCCACUGCCUUCAGAAUCAUUUGCGCCUUCCGGUUGUUCGUCCAUCUGGUUUUGGCAACUAGUGCAGCACAAGACUAGCAACAAUAGUGUCGUCAAUGUUUUCGCCAUUUUCGUUCAUUUGUUUUACACGUCCUGAUUAUUGAAAUGCAAAUCAGUCUUUUAAUUUACGUAUGCCGUAAAUCAAUUAAAAUUAUACCUCAUUUAAGUAUCCGAAUGCAGCACAUGUCAACACUGUGUCUAUUGCAAGUGAUGCACUGCGAGGAUCAGAUGAGCAACUGCCGUCAGAAAACACGAAAUAAAAGGUAUGCAUAUCUCUUGAUCACAUACUGGACAAGGCAAUAACCCUUGACCUCGAGAUGACGUUCCACACUGUAGCGAAACUUGACGUUUGAUGCUUCAAAGUUCAUCGACUUUUGUUUCCAUUCGUCUUUGUUGUAGUCCCAUUUCCUGGAAUGGUCAACCGUUAAAGAAUAAACGGAUGGACUCUGAAAUCAGAACGACCACAUUUGAAAUGUGGAAUAGAAACUUUCACUUACCGAGGUUAUCUUUGUGUCCCCUUUCUUCAACUCUCGAGAGAUGGAAAAGUCUUUUCGACGUUCAAUUUACGACGUAAACACAACGACUUGAAACCUAAAAUUUAUUGGGUAUAAAAAGAAGAGGUUGGAAUGGAACUGUUGUCAAUCGUCUAACCAAAAAAUAGUAAGCGUUACAAUAAAUUUUAAUCGUAAUUUUAUUUUUUUACCUUUUAAACACGCAGAUGAUUGGAUUCUGGAUUCUCGCAUGUCUCGCCAUCUGCGCACUUGGCGGGCCGAUGGAAAGUCACAUGACCCAUCAUCACGGCGGGUUGGAUUCGGUAGAGAUCCAUUCGAAGCAUCAACUGUCCAGCGAAAAUGAAGGAUCGCCUUCACCUCAACAUGAAGACGUCGGAGGACAUUCGUUGGAAUCUGGCGAAACGUCUGAAUCGGACGAAUCGAAUGAAACUCUGUCUGCAUCUCCCCCGUCAUCGAGGAGUAAGAGACAGGCACCUUCUUACAUCCGAUCUUAUCCGAAUCCGAAAUCGUAUUUGAGAAAACAGCAACGCACCCCACGUGACUACUGCGACUAUUUUGAUGACAGUGACGGUGGCUACGCGUAUUGCUGUUAUUAUUGAAAAAGCAGUUGUUGUUUUCAAAACGAAUCAAUCAAAUUCACAUUUUGUCUAGUUAUGAAUAAAGAGUUUCGUUUACCCGUG